CGAACAUUUGCGCCUUUCGUUAGCUUGUCUUAAUAUUCUCGUAAAUUCUUUUUCUCGAUCUUGUUCUCUUCUUUCGACCAAUUUCCUAUUGUAUUCUGAACCUCAUCCGCAACCAAAUAUUGCCCCGUUCAAUCCACUAAUCAGACCCAAAUCCUCUAUUGAUGGCUACACAAGCAUGCAAAACCGUAGAUGGCUCUGGCGAUGACAGCACAAACAAUUUUGGAGCUACUAUUACAGAUAUAUCUCAUGAUUGGAUGUCUGAACAAGUGCCAUGUUAUCAACAUAGACAGCGAAGUGAGCCUGAAAGGCUAGUGUUCAACCCAACAUAUCCAAACUGUGCUCAGUACAGUUCAAUUACAUCCACAGGAAACGAGGAUGGUGCAAUGAAGGUGAUAGAGCAGAGCAAGACCGGGAGAGCGAAUUUAGGCACAGACGUUUCAGGCGACGGAGAAGACAAGACAAGAUAUCAGCAGCGUCGACCGAUGGUAUCCCCGAUCGACACAUCACCCUCCGGUUUGCAGUGGCGAUGGCUUCAGAGCACACUUCCUACUAUCCAUGAUCAUUAUACUGAUAACACCGACCCAUAUACACCACCAUCUAUUGAACAAAAUAGGAAGUCGCUAUCAAAAGAAAAAGAAGCUCGGGAAUGGCUUACAUGGACACAAGGCUCGAAUGUUGUCAAAAGAGAACUUUCCCUUGACCUAAGCAAGGACAAGGCCACCAAUAGCACGCUCCAUACCCACACAGAGCCUUGGUUGACUACAUCCGUGGUACCAUCACUACCGCAUUCCCCGUCAUCUCCUCCACCAAUAGUUUCGUCUGUCCAACCAUCACCCUUGCUAUCGUCACCAUUCACAUCCACAACUUCUAGUCCAACAUUCUCCAUACCGACUGCUAUACCAAUCAAAGAGCCAUUGCCAUCACUACCAUCACGAUUUGAAAGUGCGGCUUUUACAACACCAUCAACAUCCGCUCAAAGGCAGAGUUGUAUGGCUUUUAACAAGGCAUCACCGUCCUCACACACCACCGUGGUUUCUGAUGGUGGCCAUAAUGUAGAUUUACAACUACAGCUUGGCCCCGAAGAUAAUUUGAAAGAACAUGAAAGACUUGAUUGUAACAGAGAACUUAGCAAUGACAGUGGUAGCGGUAGUAGCCGUCCGUUUAGUACUCCCGGUAUUCCUAUCAAUCGCUUUAAUUAUCCCACAUCUAUAUCUUCACACCCAUCGCAUUUCUCCAGGGCUCGGUCUUUCUCGUCUCAUCCAUCAUCUUCCAACUAUCCAUCCACACCAGCAUCAACACCCAUGAUCACAUCGUCAUCAUAUAGCUCUCUUCCCUAUAGCCCUGCGGUCGCUUUUCUUUCCAGUCUAGCGGAUGCAACAGUACCGGAGCCAGCGCCAGAUGAAGAGGGGUCCAUCAUAGGAGAUUAUAUCUUGGGUAAAGUGAUUGGCUAUGGAGGGUUUUCAGUUGUGCGCGAGGCGUAUAUGACAGACAUGACAACUGUUCAGGCCUCUGAUGGUAAGAGUGAUCUACGACGAGUUGCAGUCAAAAUCGUGAAGAUACAAUCAGGAACAGCUGAUCAUGGUCGGAUCCAGAGAACAUUGAACAAGGAGAUUACCAUCUGGAGUCAGAUCUCUCACCCAAAUGUACUGUCAUUCAUUGCGGUCGAGAGGCUACCAACAGGAAUAUUUAUCUUUUGUGAGUUGUGUACAGGUGGGCACCUCCUGCAUUACUUGACAAAGCAUCAGCAACAACGGCAGCAGCAGGGAUUCACAUCAAUAGCAGCGAUUUAUCCUUCAGGUUCUAGCAAGCCCUCAGGUUUGGACGAAGAGCAUGCGCGGAGUAUCUUCAACCAAAUCGCAGAUGCUGUCAGAUACUUGCAUGAAGAGAAGAAAAUUAUUCAUAGGGAUAUCAAGCUAGAUAAUAUUUUGCAGCAUGAGAGUGGAGCCUGGAAGAUAUGCGAUUUCGGAUUAGCAGAGUAUCAAGAUGAAGAAGCUGCGGAACUCUUUGGCGAUACAUUGUUUACACUACCAAGACGUGAAUCGACUUUGAAGCUAACGCAGCCAUCGCCGUCUUGUGGGGGAGAUCAAGGUGAAGGGCAAGGAGGAGAUCCAAUAAUGAAUAGUGACCAAGAAGAUGUGGAGGAGGGCGCUAUUGCAGGAGGGUCGCUUGCCUACAGCUCGCCAGAACAAUUACGGUGUCACAAGCCACUGCGAUGUCCUCAGUCGGAUGUGUGGUCACUUGGUGUGGUCUUGUAUGCGAUGCUUACAGGGCGAUUACCGUUCCAAGAUGAAUAUGAACCGAGGUUGCGUCUACAUAUUCUGAACGGACGAUAUGAAGAACCGACGGGGUGCAGUGCAGAGGCACUGAAUUUGUUAAGAAAUAUGUUUAGAUGUCGACCUGAGGAGCGAUGGCGGAUCGGACAAGUUCGAGAUAGUUCAUGGUGUCUGGGCACUAAUGAAGACAACAGCAAGGCAGGUGGUCCCGAUAGCGGAGUAGUUCGAAGCCAUGUUGGCGAAACAGAUUAUAGUGGAGGAAGUAAUGAUUUUAUGGCUACCUUUUUUAAGACUUUCCGAAGCACCCUGUAAAAAUACCAAUUGUUUUAUUUUAUUUUGACCUUAUCUUAUUUCUCGGUCGGUAUAGCAUAUAGUACAGCCUACACUGCGAGUAUUAAAGUAGCAC
Molecule: messenger RNA, 2679 nt
Organism: Lobosporangium transversale
Lineage: Eukaryota; Fungi; Mortierellomycota; Mortierellomycetes; Mortierellales; Mortierellaceae
Product: kinase-like domain-containing protein
Exons: 3
Coding region: 162-2585 (807 amino acids)
Biological process (GO): intracellular signal transduction; microtubule cytoskeleton organization; protein phosphorylation
Cellular component (GO): cytoplasm
Molecular function (GO): protein serine/threonine kinase activity; ATP binding; tau-protein kinase activity
Source: RefSeq, a predicted model, not a curated record